AUGGGCGAACUCCAUUUCCAACGCCCUUUCGCUCUCCCGCCUCCGCCGCUCCCUCCCCUCCAUCCGCCGUCCUCAUCCCGGGACGACGCCGUUCCCCCGCCGUCCUCACCGAGGGACGACCCUCCAGCUCCGCCGCCGCUUCCUUUCGAUCCCAGCCGGAUGGUUGGUAUCAUUAGAAGGAAGGCUUUGAUCAAAGAAUUGGCAGCUGCAUAUCAUGCAGAGUGCCUCACAUACUGCCAAGAACUUUUGGAGCUUCAGAAGAAAAUAGACGAGCCAUUUACAGACAUAAAAAUCCCAGAGGAACCGAGGAAAGAAAUGACGAGACCUUCGAAACGCAUGAAGAAAACCCGCUAG
Messenger RNA from Striga hermonthica, 354 nucleotides. NCBI's taxonomy places the organism in Eukaryota, Viridiplantae, Streptophyta, Magnoliopsida, Lamiales, Orobanchaceae. The record is from the annotation of a GenBank genome assembly.